This is a messenger RNA of Rhineura floridana, 11368 nucleotides long. RefSeq names its product pecanex 1 (gene PCNX1). The record is from RefSeq and is a predicted model, not a curated record. Bases 128 to 7126 code for a protein of 2332 amino acids. The transcript has 36 exons. Gene Ontology annotation, cellular component: membrane. NCBI's taxonomy places the organism in Eukaryota, Metazoa, Chordata, Lepidosauria, Squamata, Rhineuridae.
GAAGAAGAAGGCGGAGGAGGGGGUGGCGGCUCUUGUGGCUGUCGCGAGGCUCGGGCUGUGGAAGCGGUGGACAGUUGUGCCCGGGCUCGCAGGGCGGGUAAAGUGACCGGGCUCGGGCCAGGCCGCCAUGGGCUCCCAGGUGCUGCACAUUCUGCGCCAGGGUGUGUGGGCGGCUUUGAGCGGUGGCUGGUACCAGGACCCGCACCAGGGUGCCGGGGUUAAUGCUCUGCACCUCUACCUGUGGCUCUUCCUGCUGGGCUUCCCCUUCACGCUAUACAUGGCCCUUCCUUCUUCCAUAGUGAUAGUAGCAAUCUACUGCCCUGUGAUAGCUGCUCUCUUCAUUGUUCUGAAGAUGGUAAACUACCGUCUGCACAGGGCGCUUGAUGAAGGUGAGAUUGUGGAGAAGAAAGCCAGUGAGCGUAUGGAUAGAGGUGCAAAAACAGAACAAGAGAACUCUUCUGCCAGAAGAAAGGACAGUAAUGGACCUAGCGAUCCUGGUGGAGGGAUUGAGAUGUCAGAGUUUGUUCGAGAAGCCACUCCUCCAGUAGGCUGUAGUUCAAGAAAUUCUUUUGCUGGCCUAGAUCUAAAUAACCAGAUUGGAUCUGGUUUAUCUCGUCGUGGAACUGCAGCUACCAUUAAAGGUGAUGCAGAUACUGCAAAGACAUCUGAUGAUAUCAGUCUGAGUCUUGGCCAGAGUUCUAGUCUCUGUAAAGAAGGGAGUGAGGAGCAAGAUUUGGCAGCUGAUCGGAAGGCAUUCCAUCUGGUUUCCAUUGAUUCCUUUGUGUCCAUUCAACCAUCAUUGUCAUCUGCACAGGAGUUGCCAAGGGAUAGCACUGACAAAGUGUGCCUCCCUAAUAACCACCACGUAGAUCAAUCUAUGUCUAAUGCAUGUGACACUGAAAUGGCUUCUCUUGUGCCUUUGCAUUCACACUCCUAUAGGAAAGACCAUAGGCCACGAGGGGUGCCAAGGACUUCUAGUUCAGCUGUUGCUUUUCCAGAUGUGUCACUAAAUGACUUUCCCCUCUAUCAGCAAAGGCGAGGCCUGGAUCCUGUCAGUGAGUUAGAAGCUUCCAAGCCUCGAUCUGGAUCCAAAGAAUCUUUAGCUGAGAACUCUUGUAUUUCUGGAGUCUUUCAACUGGAUGAUAUUCUGAAAUGUAGUAGCCCACAAGUGCUGGCCAAAAGCUGCAAGAGCAAAUCCUUACAAGCUGACAAAAGUGUAGAUAGUCUCAGAAGCCUGAGCACUCGAAGUAGUGGCUCAACGGAGAGCUAUUGUAGUGGCACUGAUCGUGAUACUAUCAGUACUGUCAGCAGCUACAAAAGUGAGCAAACGAGUUCUACUCACAUAGAAAGCAUGUUGUCGGAACACGAGGAGUCAUCUAAAGAAGAGAAGAAAAGCAGCAAGAAAAAGGACUGCUCUGUUGAUUCUGACGAUUGUAGCUUUGCUACUGACAAAAGGACUAGUAGUGAAAGAACUGCUGUAGAAAUGAAUGUUGGCAGUAGCAUUCAAGAACAAGGUGGUUUGAAUGCAUCAGAGGAGGUGCACAAUCAGAGAGCUCUUAGUACCUCUGCUUCAGAAGAAGCAAAUAAGAAUCCUCAUGCAAAUGAACUGACAACACAAGCAGACCAGCUUCCUGGGAAACCUGAGAAAAGAGAUGAGCAGAAAGAGAAAUCUUCUGUGGUUGAUUCAAGAACUUGUAAAGAGAUAGCUGGAAAGCAAAAGGAGGGGGAUGUACGGCCUAAAUCAUGUAGCUUAAUUCACCGGACAUCUUCAGCUCACAAGUCCAGCAGGAGAAGGACAGGGAAAAAACGGGCUAGUAGUUUUGAUACAAGUCGGCACAAAGAAUAUAUUUCCUUCCGAGGUGUAUCUGGUACCAAACCCCACAGUGCAGUUUUUUGUCAUGAUGAGGACUCAAGUGAUCAAAGUGACUUGAGUAGGACCUCAAGCAUGCAGUCAGCCCACCAGUUCAGCAGUGAUAGCUCUUCCAGCACCACAUCCCAUUCGUGCCAGUCUCCUGAGGGAAAGUACAAUGCCCUAAAGACCAAAUAUAUUGCAAAAGAGAGGGGCACAGACUUGGAAAACUCUUACAAAAUCCACCUGGGCUCUGAGGCAAAUGGCAAAAAGCAUUCAACACGACGGACUUCCAACGCAAACAGUGCCAAGAGUCGUACCAGGGUAUUAAGCUUGGAUAGCAGUACUGUAGCCUGCUUGAAUGAUCCAAAUCUAAUGAUGCCAGAUACCAUAAAACAACUAACGACGUCUAAAUCUGAUUUAGAGGCCAAAGAGGGAGAGGUGCUUGAUGAGCUAUCUCUGUUGGGAAGGGCUUCACAACUAGAAUCAGUCACUCGCUCUAGGAAUAGUUUACCAAACCAGGCUAUUUUUGCUGAAGGGGAAGAGCGAGAACAGGGAAAUGUUGCAGCACAAGCCAGUGAGGAUGUGGUCUCAGUUCGUCGUGAGCGCAGCACAUUUAGGCGUCAGGCAGUACGGCGCCGUCACAAUGCAGGGAGUAACCCUACCCCUCCUUCAUUGCUCAUCGGCUCACCCCUAAGCCUUCAAGAUGUUCAGCAAGGGCAGCAGUCCACAACCCAAGUCAAAGUCCAGUCCUGCCCCCAUUCCCAGGCAGCAGUGCUCAGUUCUAGUGCCUCCUUGCUGGUGAGAAAUGGGAGUGUCCACUUAGAAGCAUCACAUGACAAUGCAUCUGCUGUCAGCGGCAGCAGUUUGCACGAUGAACUUGGUAAGUUCAGUUCUACACUCUACGAGACAGGAGGCUGCGAUAUGUCGCUUGUGAAUUUUGAGCCAGCUGUAAGAAGAACAUCUAAUAUCUGUGACACGGAUUCUCAUGUAUCAAGUUCUACCUCAGUUCGUUUUUAUCCACACGAUUUACUUUCCCUCCCCCAGAUCAGGCUGAACAGGCUUUUAACCAUAGAUACAGAUCUCCUGGAGCAUCAAGACAUCGACCUAAGCCCUGACCUACAGGACCAUCUGCAACCUCAAGAGGAAGCAGCCCAAAAAGUCAAACACUAUUAUCGCUUUUGGAUUCUACCCAAGAUUUGGAUUGGAAUCAAUUUUGAUAGACUGACUCUCUUGUCCUUGUUUGAUAGGAAUCGUGAGAUCCUGGAAAAUGUGUUAGCUAUCAUCCUAGCUAUCCAAGUGGCUUUCUUGGGUUCUGUGCUUCUUAUUAAAGGUUUCUUCAAGGAUAUCUGGGUCUUCCAGUUUUGCCUGGUGAUUGCCAGCUGCCAGUAUUCCUUGCUCAAGAGUGUGCAACCUGAUUCUUCAUCACCUCGGCAUGGUCAUAACCGAAUCAUAGCCUAUAGCCGACCUGUUUACUUCUGUAUAUGCUGCAGUCUCAUUUGGCUGUUGGACUAUGGCAGCAAGAGCACUUUUACUGCAAAGUUCCGACUAUAUGGAAUGGCUAUCAGUAAUCCAAUUUUGCUGCUUUCGGCAAGGGACUUGAUUAUAGUGUUUACACUAUGUUUCCCUAUAGUGUUCUUCAUUGGUCUUCUGCCUCAGGUGAACACAUUUGUCAUGUACCUCUGUGAACAGUUAGAUAUUCAUGUCUUUGGUGGCAAUGCGACCACAAGCUUGCUUGCAGCACUUUACAGUUUUAUCUGUAGUAUUGUGGCAGUAGCAUUAUUGUAUGGAUUGUGUUAUGGUGCCCUCAAGGAUUCUUGGGAUGGUCAACAUAUUCCAGUGCUCUUUUCGGUAUUCUGUGGUAUGUUAGUGGCAAUAUCCUAUCAUCUCAGCAGACAGAGUAGUGAUCCUUCUGUGCUGUUCUCUUUAGUGCAAUCAAAACUUUUCCCUACUUCGGAAGAUAAAAAUCCAGAGGAUCCACUGUCUGAAGUUAAAGACCCAUUACCUGAAAAACUUAGGAAUUCAGUGAGUGAACGCUUGCAGUCUGAUCUUGUGGUGUGCAUAGUCAUUGGUGUACUUUAUUUUGCAAUUCAUGUCAGCACAGUUUUCACAGUAUUGCAGCCUGUCUUGAGCUAUGUUUUGUACGCAUUGGUGGGCUCAGUCGGCUUUAUGACUCAUUAUGUACUGCCUCAACUUCGGAAACAGCUCCCUUGGCACUGUUUUUCUCACCCACUGUUGAAAACCAGGGAAUACUAUCAAUUUGAAGUCCGCAAUGCUGCACACGUGAUGUGGUUUGAGAAACUUCAUAUAUGGCUUCUUUUUGUGGAGAAGAAUAUUAUCUACCCUUUGAUAGUCCUCAAUGAGCUCAGUAGCAGUGCAAAAGCUAUUGCUAGCCCAAAAAGACUGGAUACAGAAUUUGGUGCUUUAAUCAUUACUAUUGCUGGUAUGAAGCUGUUGCGUUCCUCUUUCAGCAACCCAACCUACCAGUACAUUACUGUCAUUUUCACAGUGCUUUUCUUUACAUUUGACUACAAACAUUUCUCGGAGACUAUGCUGCUAGACUUGUUCUUCAUGUCAAUACUCUUCAGCAAGCUUUGGGAGCUUUUCUACAAAUUGAAGUUUGUAUACACUUAUAUUGCUCCUUGGCAAAUCACAUGGGGAUCUGCAUUCCAUGCUUUUGCCCAACCCUUUGCUGUACCACAUUCUGCAAUGCUGUUUGUCCAAGCAGUUGUGUCUGCAUUUUUCUCUACUCCACUAAACCCUUUUUUGGGAAGUGCAAUAUUCAUCACUUCUUAUGUCAGACCUGUCAAGUUUUGGGAGCGAGACUACAACACAAAACGAGUGGACCACUCAAACACAAGAUUGGCUUCUCAGCUUGAUAGAAAUCCAGGGUCAGAUGACAAUAACUUGAAUUCAAUCUUCUAUGAACACUUAACUCGGUCCCUUCAGCACAGCCUGUGUGGAGACCUGCUCCUUGGACGUUGGGGGAACUACAGUACCGGAGACUGCUUUAUCCUUGCUUCUGACUACCUCAAUGCACUAGUACACCUUAUAGAGAUAGGCAAUGGAUUGGUCACCUUCCAACUGAGAGGGCUUGAAUUUAGAGGAACAUAUUGUCAGCAACGAGAAGUAGAAGCCAUCACUGAGGGUGUAGAGGAAGAUGAAGGGUUUUGUUGUUGUGAACCUGGUCACAUCCCUCACAUGCUAUCUUUCAAUGCUGCUUUUGGCCAACGCUGGCUGGCCUGGGAGGUUCUGGUAACAAAAUAUGUCUUGGAGGGUUACAGCAUCACAGACAACAGCGCUGCAUCCAUGCUUCAAGUCUUUGAUCUUAGAAAGAUACUCACUACAUACUAUGUCAAGGGUAUCAUCUAUUAUGUAACUUCAUCCCCCAAGCUAGAGGAAUGGUUAUCAAAUGAAACAAUGCAGGAAGGGUUGCAGCAAUGUGCCGACCAAAACUUUGUUGAUGUGGAUCCUACAUUUACUCCUAAUAUUGAUGAGGACUAUGACCACCGUCUAGCAGGGAUCUCCAGAGAGAGUUUUUGUGUCAUUUAUCUGAAUUGGAUAGAAUACUGCUGCUCUCGAAGAGAAAAGCCAUUGAAUGCAGAUAAGGACUCUUCCCUGGUGACCCUUUGCUAUGGACUGUGUGUUCUUGGCCGGAGAGCUCUGGGGACUGCUUCACAUCAUAUGUCUAGUAAUCUGGAAUCCUUCCUGUAUGGGCUCCAUGCCUUGUUUAAAGGAGAUUUUCGUAUCUCAUCAAUUCGAGAUGAAUGGAUCUUUGCAGACAUGGAACUACUGAGGAAAGUAGUGGUCCCAGGAAUACGCAUGUCAUUAAAACUGCAUCAGGAUCAUUUCACAUCUCCAGAUGAAUAUGAUGACCCUGCUGUUCUCUAUGAAGCUAUCACAUCUCAUGAACAAAACCUGGUUAUAGCUCAUGAGGGAGACCCUGCUUGGAGAAGUGCUGUCCUGUCCAAUUCUCCAUCUCUGCUUGCUCUUCGCCAUGUGAUGGACGAUGGCACCAAUGAAUACAAAAUCAUCAUGCUGAACAAGCGCUAUCUAAUCUUCAGAGUCAUUAAAGUAAAUAAGGAGUGUGUGCGUGGCCUUUGGGCUGGGCAGCAGCAGGAGCUGGUCUUCUUGCGUAAUCGGAAUCCAGAAAGAGGGAGCAUCCAGAAUGCAAAGCAGGCUUUAAGGAACUUGAUAAACUCAUCUUGUGAUCAACCUAUUGGAUAUCCAAUUUAUGUGUCACCUCUGACGACUUCUUAUUCAGAUAGUCAUGAGCAGCUCAGAGAGAUUCUUGGAGGUGCCAUCAGUUUGGGAAACAUCAAGAACUUCAUAGUAUCUACAUGGCACAGGUUAAGAAAAGGCUGUGGUGCUGGCUGCAACAGUGGGGGAAACAUUGAAGACUCAGAUGCUGGAGGUGGAGCUUCCUGCACAAGUAACAGUGCCACUGUCAAUGACUCUCAAAGCAGCGUUUCUCAAGGAGGAGGAAAUGUCACCGUUGGACAGACCCCUGGAACAGGACUGCAUCCUCCUGUCACAUCUCCCUCUGCCACUCUAGGCACCAGCCAUAGUGCUCAUUCUGUGCAGUCCAGCCUUGUCAGACACUCCCCUGCCUGUGCCUCAGUUGCCAGCCAGUCAUCUUAUUGCUACAGCAGUCGUCAUUCAUCCCUCCGCACGUCCACUACUGGCUUUGUGCCUUGCCGACGCUCUUCCACCAGCCAGCUCUCUCUCCGCAACCUUCCAUCAUCCAUCCAGUCACGUCUGUCCAUGGUGAACCAAAUGGACCCCCCUAGCCAGACAGGUGUUGUCAACGUGCAACAUGGCCUGCCUUCCUCGAGCAGCUCCAGCCAAAGCAUCCCAGCCUGCAAACAGCAUGCCCUUGUUGGCUUUCUAGGGGCAGAUGGAAUGAAUAAUGUUACUGAUACACAGCCGGGUACAAAUGUGAGCUCUGUAAAUCAGAUACAAACCAAAAGGGAUGAUGUUAUUUACAGAAUUCAGAUAAUAGAUCCAAGCCAAGUACUGGAAGGGAUUAACUUGUCCAAAAGAAAGGAACUGCAGUGGCCAGAUGAGACAAUACGGCUAAAAGCUGGAAGAAACAGUUGGAAAGACUGGAGUCCUCAGGAAGGCAUGGAAGGCCAUGUGAUUCACCGUUGGGUGCCUUGCAGCAGAGAUCCAGGGAGUAGAUCUCACAUAGACAAAACCAUCCUGCUGGUCCAGAUCGAAGACAAAUAUGUUGCUGUGAUUGAAACGGGAGUUCUGGAACUUGGGGCUGAAGUGUGAGCUGCUUGGACAGUUUAGCUUCUUGUCCCUCUCUAAAACAUUGAGAAAUGAGGUUGGGUUCUCAGGAGGAUGCUCCUCAUGCCUCAAGUAAUAGGAAAAGACUUGAAAACCAAGUGGUUGUGUGUCAAUCUCUGGCUCAAAAUAAUUAAGGGGUGUUUUUAUUUUUCAAGUUAGCUACUGAGGAAAUCAUUUUGCAUGAAGUAAUGUGACAUAUCUUUUGUUUUAUACUUUAUUUUAUGCAUUGCAAAGCUUUAAAAGAAUCCCAUGUUUUCCAGUUUUAAAAUAGGACAUUUUUCUGUUGGUUUUGCCGAAAGUGGCCAUGUUUUGUCACAGUAAUAUGGAUUCCAUUCAUCUUUUUUUUAAAGCAACUUAGUAGCUUACAAAUCUUGAGUUCAGUGUGAAGCAGAAUGGAGGGUUUAUUUAUGGCGAGGGUGACCAGACUUAAAAAGAUUCUUAUUCCUUGUGAGCGAAAAAAUUCAAUGAGAAAACUGCACUAAUUUUUUAUGGCAAUGCACUAAAAAAGUCUGAGAUUGCUCAGAACAUUUAUUUAUAUAUGUAUAUAUAACUAUAUAAAAUAAGAAAAUACCAUUAUUUAAAUUGCCUUUGGGAUAACCCCCUCCCACGCCCUAUUCAUAUUGUUGGUAGGACCUGUGCCAUUGAUUUCAUUUUUGGCUUAAUAUACUAGAUCGUGCACCAGUGCAUUCAUACUGUCCUGUUAACGAUAUAUGGUGGAGUACCAAACUAUAGAAUAAAAUGCCAGAGGUUGCCACUCCUGGGAAAACCAAUUGUUGGCACAAAUGUGUAGUAAUUUCAUCUUUUUAUGAAGCGUCCACAUAACUGUUCAUUUUCUUCCUUUACAUUUUGGCUGCUUUCCAGUUCUGACCAAUAUGCUAUUGGUGUCCUUUGGAAGAAAUUUCCCUUUUUUUAAGAGGAGUUAGAUGAGGCCCAGUGUUUUAAAUGGUAUUCUAUGUGUAUUUGGACUUCUUCCUAUAUUCAGUCUGACGAAGCAGCUUAAGGUGGUGGUGUUUUAAUUAAAGGAAAAAAUACAGGAGGCUCAACCUGACCGUCAUAUCAUUUGUACCGUUUCACCUUUUAGCUCACUUUACCCAUUCUUUUCUGUGACUUGAAUUUUAUUUUCAGUUAUUAGAUAUUCUAUAAUGACUGUACUUUGAGUAUAACUGUGAACUUGAAUUAUGUUGCAUAUCUUAGGUUUUACUGUGUUUGGGUUUUUUUUCCAGUAUGUGUGCUUUCAGGGAAACAAGUUACUCAAACAGCAUUGGGAUGAGGAGAGGAAGCUGCAGCUCCUUAAUUUGCUGCUUCUAUGUCUUGCUCCACAGCAUUCAUGCAAGUUGUAUAUGUACAUAUUGUUUCCUGUGUGUGAUCUGGAACUUUGCGGGGCUCAGUAAGAAACUGAACACAAUCCAUAGUUGUAGCUUUUAGAAGCAGCCAUCUUUUUAUUUUCAGUAUUACCUAAGUUAAAAUGAUUUAUGGGUAAUCUUGCAAAAUUAAAAUCAUUACCUACUAAUGAAAGAGUUGACAUUCUCAGGGCCUAAUAUAACUUGUCCAAUGCCAUGAAUAAUAGUCUUUGCACUGGGCAAAGUGUCAAUACAUUGAGAAUGUUGCUCAUAGUGAAAUUAUGAUCUUGAAAAGAUCACAUGCUGUGCAAUGUUUUCCAUUUCCUAAUGCUGUGGGUUUCAUUGCUGCAGAUCAUUCUUGUCAUGCAUGUGAAAUCAAAGACUUAAUUUUGGAAAAACAUGCGUUCAAUGAACGCAAGAAAACCUUUGAUAAGAAUUUGUUGUUCUGGCCUGGACUACAGUCUGUGUGCAUUAAUUAACACAUGAAUGUCUGAAUGUCUUCACUUUAGCUCUUGACUAUAGUGGCAUUUUCAUCAUUUUACAGGCAUGAGAGAAGCAAGCCUCUAUGUUGACAGGUCAUUCUUGACUCCCUUCUGAAUUGACAAUUAAAUUAAUAAAUAUGUAUCACACCCAUCUUGGGUUUCCCAAGGAUAGUAAAAAAAAAGGGCAAACCAAUCUUUUUAGAAAAUAAUUAGUGAUCUCACACAUAUCCAUCAGUAAAAGUUUUUUUAUAUAAAAAGUGCCGGCUUGACUAAAGCAGUGACUUGAGUACAACAUGGCAGCUUGCCUUUGUUAGAUUUUUAUAAAAACAAGAUUCUGCUUUCCCAUUUUUAAUAUCUAGCAAGAAACAAACACCCUACAAAUCUGUGACAGAUAUUACACGCUGCUUGCACUUGAUUUGAGACUAGAAAUUUAACGAGAUGGUAAUUUUAAGGCUGCUGGUGUGUUCAUAUGUAGAUCCAUUUAUAAUUUGAUAGGUUCAGUUGUUGAACACAUGUCUCUGGGAUGCAAAUCAUUUGAACGUGAUUUCAGUUGCACUAGUAUUAGGUAUAAAUCUCCUUAGGCAGCAGUGAAUGUCUCACAAGGAAAUACACAACUCCAGUUUCACCCUCCAGUUUCUUAGCUUGCUGAUAUGCCAUUCAUUUGGAAAUGGAGCUCUGGGAUUCUAGGUUCUUAAUGUAUGACACCUACAUUAAUUACAUGACCAGAACAUAUGAAAUUUCUACCCCAAAUCUUUCUACUUUUCUCUAUGCAUGCUGCAUUAGAUGGACUUGUUAACCAAAAAGAUUAAAUUUCUACACAACUUUCAUUAUAUGGAGGCAUAUUCUUGGUGAAUUAUAACUUCUUCAGCAAAAUGUGCAAUUAAAAAAAAUUCUUAGCACUUUUCAACAAAACUAUUUGCCAUUCAAUACUCUGGCAAUGUUGUAUGUAGCUGAUAAUCUGCUAGAUUAAUUUCUCUCCAUGCUUAAACUAGCCUUUGUGGAUAUAUAUCUAGGAAUAUUUUGUGAAAGUCAGUUUUUCUAAAGGUGAUAUUUAUAAAUGUAUACUGACUACCCAGUUAAACAUAUCUUUAAACAUAGAAGCAUGCUUAACUUCCCAGUUAAUAUGCUGGGAAAAUAAAGCAAAACCUUUUCUUACCUCAUUUUGAAAUGCUUUGAUUUUUCUUACAGACACAAUCCUACUCAUAUCUAAUAUUGCAGUAGGGAACUGCAGACUUUCUUGUAAACCAGAAACUGCAAGAGUUCUCAGUAGAAGUGUUGUUCUUUGUUUUUGUUUUUUAAUUCCUUAUAGGAUCUCACAUGUUUCUGAUCUAAAUUCUGUCAUGACUUUAUCUCCCAAUCUUGCUGUUUGGGAGCUGAUGUUUGCAAAACUGCGUGAAAAUGCCGAAUAAAUGUACAGCUGGAAUGGUAUGGGCAAGAGGCCUUUAAACUUUGCGUUGGGACAAAAUAUUAUCAAAAUAGGCAGUGAAAUGCUUUAUUGUAAGACCUGAUAACCCAGUGAUGUCAGUCUUCCAGUUAAAAGGCCCUUUUUUAAAAAGAAAAGAAAAGCUAAUACCUUAACUAAAUGGAAUAGUAUAAAUGGUAGAGUCUUUCAAAGCAUGUAGAAAUGCUUCAUAUUGGGUAUGGGGUUAUGCCACCAUGGUAUUAUAUACCUAAUUUUACUAAGGGAAUUUUUCUUACCUAUCAUAUAGGUUUCUACUUGUCUGGCUUUAAUUGGUGUUUAAUAACAUGAUGCCUUUUGCUCUGUGAUGCUAGACAGUGUGUGAAAUUAUAGCAGUAUUUAACAUGUGCCUUAGUAAAAUGAUGGUAGGUACAUAACACCUUGGUGCGAACUACAGCCCUCAACUAGUUUUCACCCAGAUUUUUUUAAAAUACUAUUUUUAAGAUGGCUGCUCCAAAAGGCUUCAGGGGUGCAAUGCAAACUUUUUAAAAACUAGCCAUUUAGACUUUUGACUGUGUAUACACACAGCCCAGUACAGUUGCUCAAGUAUGACUUCAGCAGAUGGAAAUCAAAAAGCUUGAAGGUCAAACUUGUUAGCAUUCUUAUGAAACUUAACCUGACAAUGAACUGCUGAUGAUUAAAUAGAGGCAGGAGAUAUAAAAUAUAGCAAGCAGGAAAGGGUGAAUUGAGUUUGAAAUGGGAUGUGGAAUAUGUACUUUGCAUCUACCAGCAUAUCAAGAUCUUGCCAGGGAUAGGGGUAUGUGUACUUGGUGUGUGUUAGUGAGUGUGUGUGUAUGUCUGCGUGUGUGUUGUCGAAAACAGCCUGUAAAUAUUGUAGCUGUUUAAAACUGAGAAAAGCUGAUGGGGUUUGUUUGCAACAUGCAUUGAAAAGGACAGUAUUGACAGUGAAGAAACACUGAAAUAAAAAAAAUCUUUUUCCUCUUGU